Messenger RNA from Rhinolophus ferrumequinum (greater horseshoe bat), 1882 nucleotides. RefSeq lists its product as uncharacterized. The transcript has 4 exons. NCBI's taxonomy places the organism in Eukaryota, Metazoa, Chordata, Mammalia, Chiroptera, Rhinolophidae. Bases 1 to 777 code for a protein of 258 amino acids. The record is from RefSeq and is a predicted model, not a curated record.
AUGAAGUUCGAACAGACGUCUCAAUACCUCAGGCAAGGGCAAACUAAAGAGGAGUACCGACAGCUCACCGUGUUUACAUUGCCACUGAGAGCAGGGCGGUCCCAUCUCAAGACCAAAGCCAUGGUCACCAAAAGCAACUGUCACUUACCAGGCCAGGGAGCCCCAGAGACCCCUGGCAGGACCUACGCUCCUGGCAAAGUUGUGGGCACAUCUGGCGCUGGAGAUCCCCCUGGGGAAGCUCUAAAGCCUCCUACCUGUCACAGCUUCAUCUCAUGCCGUGAUGUUGUCUGUCGGACCACUCGUGGACGCCCCCGCAAAGGAGCCCAAGGCAAGAACGUGUCUAAGAAAGAUGUGGGGUGGGAACAUCCGAGUGGGAAAAAUCUUUGGGAUCACAACCCCAGCCCAGCCGCCGUCUCCCCACCGAGGCUGCAGGGUGCCGCUACCGCCACCACCGCCGCGGCUGCAGUAAAUCAGCUGACACCAGCCUCAACUGCCGUGACUUUCGCUGCAACUGUCGCAAAAAUGAGGGGGAGGGAAAUGCUCAACGUUUCCAUACACGCCUGGCCGAGGCUGACACCAUGGAGACGGGACAGAGGUGAAGGGGUCAACUGUGGGCAAGGAGUGCACGGCUACCAUUUUGGUUAUGGGAAGUGUAGUCUAGGCUCUCUUCUCGCCUCGAAUGCUCGUGCUGGGAGGACCAAGAUGGAGGAAAGCAUGAAAUGGGGCCAGACAGAGGAAGAAGAGAAGAACUCUGCUACUCGACUAGAGGAAGUCUGACCUUGUGCAGCAGUCCUGCAGAGGAGAGAAUGAAUGUGCACCCUCUGUGUGGGCGGCAAGAGUGGUGGAGCGUGAGCUCUGCAUUCGGAGAGGCAUGUAUUCGGAUCCCGAUUUCUCCACUGCACACUGUUACUGUCAUCUAGGACAUGUUGCUUCUCUUCAUUGCCCUCAAUUUCCCCAUAUACGAAAUAGGCAUAAUAACCUGGAUAUCUAGGCGAUUAAACGAGCUCAACAAAUGUUAAUUUCGUAUGAUGCUUGCUGCCUAUUUUCUUCCCAAAUAUUUAUUAAAUGAAUGAAUGGAUGGUAGCCGAGGGAAACUGGUACCGUUCUGGUGACCACUGGUCAGUUCUGUUAAAAAGAGAAAAGAUUUUUCAUUCUAUGGCUUUGUUUUUCCUUUAUAAUCUCACUAAUGGAUUUACAGGACAAGUAAGACUUCUAUUGUUGUCCUCAAAUGUAACUGUGUAUUUGAAUCAUCUGGAGAGCUUGUCAAAAUGAAGUUUCUGAUUCAGUAGGUCUGGAGUGGGGUCUGAGAUUCUUCAUUUCUAAUAAGCUUCCAGGUAAUGGCUAUUAAUGCUGGUUCUUGGAACAAACCUUCAGUUAGUAAAAUACCACUGGACAGGCCUGAAUCAGAGAAUUAGGGGAUUAGAACAGGGCAGAAACAACUACUUCAGACAGGAUAAUGUCCUGGCUAAUUUGCCAAAAGAGAAGUGUUGGUUUGGGCAAAAGGCUUCAUUGAAUAUUCAACAAUUUAUUAUUGAAAGUCAACAAUUUCUUAUUCCUGCAAAUGGCAAACUUUUCAAUCCCCUUUUCCCCAGCUUAGACAUGACACACCCGUCAGUGUCCUGGUUGGCAUGCCCCCUUUACUUUCAUUAGGCCAUUUAGCAUCCUUUAGGCCUUCAGGUGUGGUUUCUUAUUUGCUGUUUCUGUUCAUUUGUAGAGGUCAGGUCUGCUUGCCACCAUAAUGAGCAAAACUAAAUAGUAAUGUUGACCACUGAAGUCAAUAGAACACUCGAAAGUUAAUAAUUCUGAAAAUGUCUUAUAUUGCACAUUGAAAUACUAUGAUUUUGUUUUACUUUUGACAAACUUCCUUGCAAUCACAUGAGUU